UUGCUUUUCCGCCAAAGAUGAUGUUCCGAAGCGAUUAACUUAUUUAUAUUCCACUUGAUCGAAAAUUAUGUGAAAUUGGUUCAUUACCAGCUUUUUCGAUUUGCACGAAAUAAAUCUUUCGAAAUACAAAAUUAUCUCGGUUUCGUAAUCGCAGCAAUAUUUUUAUCUCCGUCAUGGCCGUGAUUAGGUGCUUCAGUUCUUCCUUCGCCAUGGCGCCCAUUCUCUACAUGCAGCACUUCUCGGGACCUGUAAGGUCAGUAUUGUUGACGGCCGCUGCUUUAGGACUGAAACUGCAGCACAAGAUCGUCGAUCUGUCGAAGCAGGAACACCUAACCGAAAAUUUUCUUAAGCUGAACCCGCAACACACUAUACCCACUCUGGAAGACGAUGGUGUUGUUAUUUGGGACAGUCAUGCCAUUAAUGCUUAUUUAGUGGCGAAAUACGGGAAAGAUGACUCCCUCUACCCUAAGGACCUGGCCAAGAGAGCCAUGGUGGACCAAAGAAUGCACUUUGACAGUGGACUAAUUUUCAGCUGGCUCAGGAACAUUGCUCGAGGGGUGAAAUACAAGGGGCGGAAGGCACUAACUGAGGACCAAAUCGAAGGACUAGAACACGGGUACGAACAUUUGAACACGUUCCUGAAGGACAGCAAAUGGGUGACUGGUAAUGCAGUCACCAUAGCAGACUUCAGCUUGAUUGCCAAUGUUACUACCCUUAAUAUUAUAUAUCCCGUGGACAAGUCCCGUUAUGGGAACAUCAGCAGGUGGCUGAAGGACUCGGAAGCCCUUCCCUACUAUGACGUAAACCGGGAGGGUCUGGACCACUUCAAAGCGACAAUGAAACCCUUGCUGUCAGCCAUGGCCCCCAGAGUAUUCGUGACCAUCGUGAGUCCGAACGUCCGAUCCACCCUCCUGACCACACACGCCCUAGGAAUUAACAUCGAACUGGAAGAGAUCGAUUUGAACAACAAGGAACAGUUCAAGCCCAGCUUCAUCAAGCUCAAUCCGCAACAUACCGUACCUACUUUGCAAGACGAUGAUGAUUUCGUCGUCUGGGACAGCCACGUGAUCAAUGGGUACUUGGUGGACAAAUACGGAGGAAUCGACGAUUCUCUUUACCCCACCGACAUGCAGGAAAGAGCCAAAGUCAACCAAAAAUUGCACUUUGAUACUGAAUUGUCAUUGCUCGCCUCCAGAAUCAUGAAAGGGAUCCUCCAUGGGGGUAAGAAGAGCGCCCCCCAGGAGCAAGUGGACGAAAUCCUGGAACGUUAUGACUUUUUGGAGAAGUUCCUGGCAAUGAACACCUUCGUAGCGCUGGGACACAUGACCAUCGCUGACUUCAGCCUAAUCGCCACAGUGUCGACCAUCGACAUUUUCGUGCCGCUUGACGCGAAAAAGUACCCAAAAAUCGCCGCCUGGAUGAAGAAGAUGCAAGCCCUCCCCUAUUACGCCGCCAACAAGAACGGUCUCGACAAAAUCCGAAACCAGAUCGCGGCGGCUUUGGAGGGCUAGCCUGGACCAACCCUGUACCAAUACCUACCUUUUUGAAUGUUAUCGCUUGUUUUUAUGUAGACUUUAAAAAAUAAACAUUCUCGAGAGUG
Molecule: messenger RNA, 1600 nt
Organism: Tribolium castaneum (red flour beetle)
Lineage: Eukaryota; Metazoa; Arthropoda; Insecta; Coleoptera; Tenebrionidae
Exons: 6
Coding region: 174-1511 (445 amino acids)
Biological process (GO): glutathione metabolic process
Molecular function (GO): glutathione transferase activity
Source: RefSeq, a predicted model, not a curated record